AUGCGCAGGAGCUCAAACUCCCCGCACAGCGUGCCGAGUUGCGCCGCGCGCACGCGAUCCGCGCCCACGAACCUGGCCUUCAAGCUCGCCCACACCUCUGCAGCCGUCUUCUUUGACGCCACCUGCAGCAACAAGUUCUCCGCGAGCGCGCCCAGCAGGUAUGCCCGCGCGGGCUUGUCCUUCUUCGCGAUCACCGCCGCCGCGGUGUCCUCCGGCACGACCACCGCUUCCCACAGCCCGGCCGCGUCGAGAACAGAUGACCGGGACUACUACCUACCAGAUCCUGUGCUUACACAAUCGCAUCAGGUCCAGUUCAAACAAAAAUCUCAGCAACCAAUGGAGCGACCGAGUCCCAGUGAACAUCGUAUUGAUGAGGCCACCUAUACUGCACUUGUUCCUCAACAUUCACGGUCAUUGGAUGACCUUCCUACGGAAGUAGCCUGUACACUAUCACAGGGAUCUAAUGUAACUAGCAUGGACUUUCAUCCUUCUCGUCAUACACUACUACCAAUACUAGUUGGAUCUGCUAAUGAUGAAUUUACACUUUGGGAGAUCGGUAUGCAUGAGAGGCUGGUCUCAAAGCCCUUCAAAAUAUGGGACCUGCAAGCAUGUUCAACACAAUUUCAGAGUGUCGUGGCUAAAGACUCUUCCAUGGCUGUUAAUCGAGUUGCAUGGAGCCCUGAUGGACACUUGAUUGGAGUUGCAUUCACAAAACAUUUGAUCCAUCUGAAUGCAUACCAGCAUCCAAACGAAACACGUCAAGUUGUGGAGAUUGAGGCUCAUUCUGGAGGGGUUAAUGACAUAGCUUUCUCCCUGCCAAAUAAGCAACUUUGUGCUGUCACUUGUGGAGAUGACAAGCUGAUAAGGGUCUGGGAUAUGCAUGGACAGAAGAUAUAUUCGUUUGAAGGGCAUGAGGCACCUGUGUAUUCUGUUUGCCAUCAUGACAUAGGUCCUAUUCAGUUCAUUUUCUCAACUUCCGUUGACGGGAAAAUCAAAGCAUGGCUUUAUGACGAUUUGGGAUCUAGGGUGGACUAUGAUGCUCCAGGAAACUGGUGUACUGCAAUGCUCUACAGUGCCGAUGGAACUAGGUUGUUCUCAUGCGGAACAAGCAAACAGGGAGAAACGCAUUUGGUUAAGUGGAACCAAAGUGAAGGAUCUAUCGAGAGGUCAUAUUCUGGAUUCCGUAAAAAUCCAUCUGGUGUAGUGCAGGGUGUCGUGCAGUUUGAUACAGCUCAGAAUCAAAUUUUAGCUGCUGGCGAAGAUAACCAAAUUAAGUUUUGGGAUGUUGAUAACAUCAACAUGCUUACCUGCAUUGAAGCUGACGGAGGCUUGCCAGGCCUUCCGCGGUUAAGGUUCAAUAAAGAAGGCAAUCUUCUUGCUGUUACUACAAUAGACAGUGGCUUUAAGGUACUUGCAAACGCUGAUGGACUCAGAUCUUUACUGGCUUUUCGAAGUAUUUCGUGUAGCUACAAUGCCAGAAACUCCAGACCAAGCCAACAAGGUUCGCUCCAUCUUUCCGGAGGAGUCAGCCAACAAUGAUUCUUGUGUGAUGGCUGCAUGUAGUGGAAACGUAUCCAAGGUGCUCAACGACGAUGACCUCCUCAGGGAGAUCAUUGUCCGCAUUAGCUUCUCCAACACCCUCGUCCGUGCCGCCCUCGUCUGCAAGCGAUGGUACCAGCACGUCUCUGAACCCGCCUUCCUCUGCUGUUUUCGCAAGCUAGCGCCACCCGUCCCACCUCCUUGGCUUCUACCUCGAGGACAGGGAGCAUCAUAAUGUGGCUUCCAUUCGCUUCUUCCCAAUGCUACCACAGCCCUCAGAGCUUGCCUCCGUCAUCCGCCGUGUGGCGAGCUACAGUUUGGACUCCUACCAUGGUGCGCCGGCCAACUUGCUCUGCACCCAGAGCGGCAGAGUCCUCAUCAGCUUGUAUAACCAGAACUAGGUCAACGGUAACAAAUUUA
Triticum urartu is the source of this 1959-nucleotide messenger RNA. The record is from RefSeq and is a predicted model, not a curated record. Lineage: Eukaryota; Viridiplantae; Streptophyta; Magnoliopsida; Poales; Poaceae.